Panonychus citri (citrus red mite) is the source of this 1610-nucleotide messenger RNA. RefSeq lists its product as uncharacterized. Lineage: Eukaryota; Metazoa; Arthropoda; Arachnida; Trombidiformes; Tetranychidae. The record is from RefSeq and is a predicted model, not a curated record. The coding region runs from base 55 to 1185 and encodes 376 amino acids. The transcript has 4 exons.
UUGUUUUGACAAUUUAAACGCUACAAUUGGCUAAAUCACUCAAACAGCCUAACCAUGUAUUUUCAAUAUACUUGCCCGAUAAUGAUUGUAAUCGUAAUCAAUUUAACCAUAAUCACCAUCACCACCGCUACUAAUACCAUUGAGGUAACUUCCCAACCCACCCUGUCCUCAUCCAAACCCACCUCAUACCGAACAGGUAAAAGUUUCAUUGAUGAUUUGGUUGAAAAUGGUACUCUUCAUUUAAUCCCUGGUAAAUUGUUAAUCAAUCUGCUUGAUCCACUAACCAAAGGAUUAAUCAGUCAGAUAAUCAACAAUAUGAAAGACCAAAGUAUGGACAAAGCUUCAUUGGCUGGAUUAUCGAGUCUCGAUUUACUCAGAUUAGUUGAGAAACAAUCAAAGGGUCUAAUUAGUUCAACCCUGAAUGAUUUAAAUGAAUCCGAUUUAAUUACUCGAUGGAAUCAAGUAAAACAAGAAAAUCACCUUGACCAUUACUAUUGGACAGUGAAGGUCAAUAAAAACGAUGACAAUAAACGAGCUGGACCUGAUUCAAUGUCGGGCUGGACUGUGGGCUCAUCCAAACGAAGUGCUCGAAGUGUCCAAGGUUCGGAAGAAUUUGCUGGCCAGCCUGAAAAACGUAAUUUCGAUGAAAUUGAUCGUCAAGCAUUCGCCGGAUUUGCUGGGAAGCGAAACUUUGACGAGAUUGACCGACAAGCGUUCACUGGGUUCACAGGGAAGCGAAAUUUUGACGAAAUCGACAGGUCAGGAUUAACUGGUUUCCGUGGUCGUCGAAACUUUGAUGAGAUCGAUCGUAGUAGUUUCUCCGGUUUUGGAAGUGGAAAACGAACUGGACAAUAUUACAUUCGACAAUUAACCCCAUCGGGUUACUAUUUGUAUCCUGUUGGACUAACAACAAAUCUACACAAAGAUGAUAAGAAAAAUUUCGACGAAAUUGAUCGGCAAGCGUUCACUGGUUUCCGGGGUAGAAGAAAUUUCGAUGAGAUCGAUUCUUCCGGUUUCACAGGAUUUUAUAAACGUAAUUUCGAUGAGAUUGAUAAUUCAGGUUUCACCGGUUUUGUGGGUAAAAGAAAUUUCGAUGAAAUCGACAGAUCGGCAUUCAAUGGAUUCGCAAAAAGACCCGUGGUACCAUCUAAUCAGGCCAAAUCUGUUAAAGAAUCGAAAGCAUGAGGAUUAUUAUAAAAAUUUCUCGAUUCUAAAAGCAAAACAAUAACGAGAAGAGAUCAACUGAACUCUAUUUACUUUCUCAUAUUUUAUCUUCUCAUUAUUAAUCCAUGUUUAUCAUCCAUCAUCCGUUGCAUGUUCUGGUGAUUGUUGACCUCAAAUCGAAAAGAAAGAAUCAAAAAAGUUCCGCCAUUUUGCUUUCUUUACCUUUCUCUCGCUCUUUCCUCUCAUCUUUCUCUUUCUCUCUUAUUCCUUAGGCCGAUUCUGAACUCUCGGAAUCGAAAACAGUGUAUAUUGAGACCCGAAAUGUUUAAUUCAAUCAAAUUAAAUCGUUGAUUUUUAGUUUACCAGUUAUGAGUGCGAAAAGUGAUAAGUUGAUAAACGAAUAGAACAAAAAAGUUACGAAUUACUUUUGCCAUUUGAUAAAAUUA